AGGGAAACAACUCUGGACAGUCUUGUAAACAUGUUGACAAGAUAGAAUCGCCACUGAGACUGGUUGAUUAAGAUGAGACUCGGGCUAGUAACUUCAGGCUUUUGUAUUGCUCGGCAGUGCUUGAGAAAAAAUGUUCCUUUACACCGAGUCUGCAAAAGGAAUGUCACAGGAGCUGGGUCCUCACUGGACUUCAAUGUGGACAGUAAAACAGGAGUAGCAGUUUUGUCGAUGAACAAACCACCAGUAAACAGUCUAAACUUAGAUUUUCUCACAGAACUCAACAUCACUCUGGAAAAAGUAGAAAAUGACAAGCAAUGUAGAGGACUCAUAAUCACAUCAAGUCUCCCUAAGAUAUUCAGUGCUGGUCUAGAUAUCACAGAGAUGUACCAACCUGACAUUGACAGGCUACAGGAAUUCUGGCGAACACUCCAGGACAUGUGGAUCAAACUCUAUGGAAUGAGUAAAGUUACCAUAGCUGCAAUUAAUGGACACAGCCCAGCAGGUGGUUGUCUAAUGUCUAUUAGUUGUGACUACAGAGUGAUGGCACCUAACUAUACCAUAGGAUUAAAUGAAACACAGCUGGGAAUUGUAGCACCAUUCUGGUUUGCUGAUGCUAUGUUCAACACAGUAGGAUUCAGACAAACAGAAAUGGCCCUUCAGCUGGGCACUCUGUUCAAGACAGAGGAGGCCUUAAAUAUCGGCCUCAUUGACAAGGUUGUUCCUCAAGACGAAGUUCUUAAUGCUGCCAAGCUAGAAAUGGAAAGAUGGUUAAAAAUUCCUGCUUUUGCCAGACAGUUAAGUAAAACCGAGGCCAGGCGACCAACGAUAGAAAAACUCCUCAAAAAGAAGGAGGAGGAUAUAGGUUAUUUCAGGGAUUACAUCACAAAGGACGCCAUUCAGAAAUCACUGGGAAUGUACCUGGAGAGUCUCAAGAACAGGCGAAAGUAACAGCAUUCCUUUCUGUGUUUCCACUGAUAUUCCCAAGGUUAAAACUUGUGAGAAUUCUAUUAUUUUAAUUGUUACCGGUACAUUAUAUCAAAUGAUUCAUUGCAUUUUAAAUAUUGAUUGAUCAGUUUUGAGUCUCUACAUACAUAAAAAUACUAUGUAUUUACUGUAUAUAUGCAUUACUUCAAUAUAAGAUGUUAUUAAAAUAAUGAUAUAUA
Messenger RNA from Saccostrea cuccullata (small rock oyster), 1163 nucleotides. RefSeq names its product enoyl-CoA delta isomerase 1, mitochondrial-like. Lineage: Eukaryota; Metazoa; Mollusca; Bivalvia; Ostreida; Ostreidae. Gene Ontology annotation, cellular component: mitochondrion. Bases 73 to 948 code for a protein of 291 amino acids. The transcript is spliced from 8 exons. Gene Ontology annotation, molecular function: catalytic activity. Gene Ontology annotation, biological process: fatty acid beta-oxidation. The record is from RefSeq and is a predicted model, not a curated record.